This is a messenger RNA of Musa acuminata AAA Group (dessert banana), 2132 nucleotides long. RefSeq names its product zinc finger protein 1. NCBI's taxonomy places the organism in Eukaryota, Viridiplantae, Streptophyta, Magnoliopsida, Zingiberales, Musaceae. Bases 1211 to 2014 code for a protein of 267 amino acids. The transcript is spliced from 2 exons. Gene Ontology annotation, biological process: negative regulation of abscisic acid-activated signaling pathway. The record is from RefSeq and is a predicted model, not a curated record.
UUCCCCGAACAAACACCUCUCCUCACCGACGGAAUGUGCAACACUGUCAAUCAACAGAAUGAUGAUAAGACCGUAAGGCAUUUGUUCUUCAUCUGAUCUCUUAGGUAUAUAUGUUGUCCUCUCUUUUGUCCAUCUGUCAUCCAUUACGAUGACUGGUUGAUGUUCGCAUGAUCUGCUUAGAGAAACCUUCACGCUCGUUCCGACUGUAUCUUUUAGAAAGAGAUCGCCGUGACUGUGGAAGCAGUAUUCAUUUAGAAGAUUGACAUCCUACAACCAUGCAGAUUCCUUAUCUCUACUCUUUUCAUUUUUGCUCGAGGAAUUCAGAUCUUGAUGGGAAGAUUUAUAUCAGAUGACAAUUGGACACUGCAAGUCCCUUCACGAGAAGGUAGUAUAUAUUCGUAACUGGCAGUAAUUAAAGCUUGUCAAACUGAUGGAGCAAUCAAAGGAACUCAAAGUUGUCAAUGAUCAAUUCAUUACCUGAAAUGUCUGCCUCGAAGAUCUAAAAGACAACCAUGGAAGUUGAAUCUGCACAUACACAUGAAAUGAUGUGGAAGGAGUCGGUAAUCCAUAUUUAUCUUGUCAACCAAGGAGUUUCCUUAAAUUAAUUCUAAUCCAUCAAAGUCAGCUUAUUAUUCUCAGAUUUCCUUCCGACAUCAUCUCAUACUAUUCUCUACAUGAUUUAUGUUGAUUUCUUUCUGAUUAUUUGUGUAUUUAUUUUUAUAGAUUUCUUUCAUAAGAUCAGAAUUACAACUGUUUAAGUGAAGUGAAUCAUCCAGAUAAAGAAAUAACAAGAUGUGAUCUAAAUAUAAUUAUGUGGAACCUUCAUCAUCCCCUAACUUGUUGGAACCAUAGACAGAAAGUCCAGUGUUAAUAGUAAGAAUGAGUAGAUAUUCUAUGUGAAUCCAAUCUCAUAUACUGCUGACUUUGUAUCAGUUGUAAACCCUUUGCACCGAUCACAUCUCAUGUGGUGAGUUUUAGACUGUCUUCCACUUGUUAUUCUUAAUCAUUUAAAGAUAUGCAUCCACGAAAAGGUGCAAAUGGAAAGUCUUGUGAGAGAAGGUGCGACGAGGAGAGAGAAGGGGGAAUGUAAGAGAUUAAUAGCUGUGUGGGUUUCUUUCAAAGGCAUUAUUUCAAAGGCAUUCCCUUGCCAUCUUUUUCGGAGAAGAAGGAAUUCUCCAAGUAGUCCAAUCGUUCAUCUUGUAGAUCUCUCAUGGACGUCGGCCCUUCGGAGAACUCGGGGGUCAUGGAAGAGGAAGAGGAGGAGGAGGAGGAGGAACAGACGAGGAGAGAAGAGAAGAGGGAGGAGGAAGGAGACAGUACGCAGCAGCUGAUACGGAAAGACGAGUCGAAGACCAACUUCUUAUUGGAUUUGGGUCUGUCGGCCAAAGAUGGAUCGUCGUCUUCAUCGCCCCUGCUCGAGCUCAACCUCAUCGGUUCGCUCGGCUGGUCGAAUUCCGAGCCGCCGCCACCGGAGGAGGCGGCGUCGCCGGAGUCGGAGCCACGGGUGUUCUCCUGCAACUACUGCAAGAGGAAGUUCUAUAGUUCGCAGGCGCUCGGCGGGCAUCAGAACGCGCACAAGCGCGAGCGCAACCUCGCUAAGCGCGGCGGCCUGGGGCUCGGUGAUCAUGCCGCUGUCGGUUACAGGCUUUCGGAAAGCAUGGGGAACCUGCCCCUGCACGGGUCAUACGCCGGCGGGCCGCUCGGCAUGCAGGUGCACUCCAUGAUCCAUAAGCCAUACAUUGGAACAGCCGCUGGUUUGAUGUACGGGCGGCAUGGGUGGCUGCGGUCUCCGAUAGCCAACUCUCAGCCAGCCAUAGGGCGGUUGUUGACGGAAGAGUUCUACGGCGGAGGAAGAGCACAGCCGGCGGCCAAGUUCGAGGAGGCGAUAGCAGCAGCAGCAGCGGUGGGUGGGAAGCACUGGGUUGGCGGCGGCGGUGGUGGAGGAGGUGGUGGUAACCACUUGAAUCCUAGACAGGAGGAGUUGCCUAAGCUUGACUUGUCCCUUAAACUCUAGAGCAGCAGUUGACUUGACUGUAUAGCUUUCUAAUGCUUUGAUUCUAAUUUCUCUCUCAAAAACAAUUUGCACACUGUGCUGCUUCAUGUUCAGUAAACUCUUUCUACUUUCUUCUGAC